This is a messenger RNA of Linum tenue, 1608 nucleotides long. NCBI's taxonomy places the organism in Eukaryota, Viridiplantae, Streptophyta, Magnoliopsida, Malpighiales, Linaceae. The record is from the annotation of a GenBank genome assembly.
AUGGGGAGUGACUUCUACUUCUGGGCCACGGUGCUGAUCACAUUUCUGGCAACGGUGGUCGGCGGGAAGGUGAGCAGAAUGAGGAAGAAGAACAACAACAACAAGAAGAAAGCAACCCCGCCGGGCCCAAAAAAGCUCCACGUCAUCGGGAACCUCCACCAGCUGAUGGCGAAGAGCCACCAGUCGAUGGGCCCGCACCGACGACUGGGGGAGCUGGCCCAGCAACACGGGCCCGUGAUGGCCCUCCAGCUGGGCCAGGUCCCCCACGUGGUCAUCUCAUCCGCUGCGGCGGCGGAGCAGGUGAUGAAGACGCACGACGCCGUCUUCGCCUCCAGGCCGUCCAGCCUGACGGGCCACAUCCUCUUCUAUGGCUCCAAGGACCUCUUCUUCUCGCCCUACGGCGACCACUGGCGGCAGAUGAGGAAGCUCUGCACCCUCGAGCUCCUCACCGCCAGGCGCGUCGCCUCCUUCCGCUCCAUCAGGGCGGAGGAGCUCUCCAGGCUUGUGUCCGCCCUCUCCGCCGCAGCCGCGGCGACGGCGGAGGGGCGGAUUGUGGAUCUCAAGACCAUGCUGCUCUCCCUGACCAACACCAUCACAUUCCGGUCAGCUUUCGGCAUGGCGUCCCCCAAGCUCACCGAGGAGUUCGUGUCGGUGGUUGACCGGAUUACGGGAGCCAUCGGAGGGUUCAAGCUCUCGGACCUCUUCCCUUCCGUCAAGUUUCUUCCUGUCGUCACUGGCCUGCAAUCCAGGCUAGCCGCCAUUCGUCGAGCAGUGGAUGGUGUGCUCGACGAAGUGAUUGGCCAGCACGUGGAAGCCAGACGACGACGACAGGAAGUCCGAUCGAGUAGCAGUGCUACCGAGGAGACAACGGAGGAUCUUGUGGAUGUUCUUCUCAACCUUCAACAGGAAGGUACCGGUGGUGGUGGUGGUGCUGCUGCUGAUUCUGUCCACCAAUACUUAACCAUGGACGCUAUCAAAGCUAUACUCCUGAAUAUGUUUCUGGGCGGCACCGAGUCGGCGGCAUUAACAGUUGAGUGGGUGAUGUCCCAGAUGAUGAAAAAUCCAAGUGUGAUGCAGAGAGCGCAAAAAGAAGUGAGAAGCGUCUUUCGCGACAAUGUCGACGAGGAACGACUCCAUCAAUUGGAGUACUUACACGCAGUUAUCAAAGAGACCUUCCGAUUGCAGCCACCCAGCCCGUUACUUUCCCCGAAACUGACCGGAGAGAACGUGGAGAUCGGCGGGUUCGAGGUCUCCACGAAGAGUCGAGUCCUCGUCAAUGUAUGGGCCAUAGGAAGAGAUCCUCAGUACUGGACCGAGCCGGAGAGAUUCUACCCGGAGAGAUUCCUCAACUCCCCGAUCGAUUACAAAGGGACGCAUUUCGGGCUAAUACCCUUUGCUGCUGGAAGGAGGAUGUGUCCUGGCAUUCAGUUUGGAAUGACCAUCGUUCAGUUUACGCUGGCGAAUCUGCUCUUUCAUUUUGACUGGAAGCUCCCACGCGGUGUGGAACCCGAAAGUCUAGACAUGACGGAGAUAUUCGACACAGCCCUAAGGAGGAAAGAAAAACUGUGUCUCGUUCCGGUGAUACCUGCUCGUGCUGCAAGCAAGUGA